AGUUUUCUUUACUUGAACCCCUUGCCAGACGGCUAACAAAGUCACCAUGCCUACUAUAUUCCACAGAUAUAACGUGCUUCUUAAAAAUUAUCCAUUCCGUACCAAUAUGAUAACCACGGGGAUAUUGUUUGGUGUCGGUGAUGUUAUUGCACAAUCACUUUUCCCACAUAAAACACUGCACACUGAGAUCACCGAGCGCGGAGAUACUCGUGAAGUUGAAGUGGUGUCUGAGUAUACAUUUGUACGUACAGCACGAGCUGUUGCUUAUGGUUCUUUCUUCUUUGCACCCAUCAGUGUAUUAUGGCACGGGAAAACAUUACCCAAGAUCAAGAAUCCAUUUGUCAGCUUAAUGAGAAGAAAUAGAAUGAAGGAACAUCCUCAACUCAAGAAAAGAUUGCACUUUUACGAUACUGUGUUCAGGUUAACUAUUGAUCAAUUGAUAUUCCCUGCAUUUGUGUGGAUUCCAUUGUAUAAUACUGUUAUGGUAACGCUUGCAUUACAUGAAAACCCACUUGAGUUGGUGAGACAAAAGUUGGAAAAUAAUUGGUGGAAUGUUCUUAAAGCAAGUUGGACAGUCUGGCCAGGAUUCCAAUUGUUUAACUUGUAUUUCAUUCCUGUCCAUCUUCGGAUUGUUUGUCUGAACAUUUGGGCAACUGGUUGGAACGCAUUUUUAAGUUUUGUUCAUAACACAAAGGGUCACGGUAAGGGAAGUGGUAAGAGAAUUGAAGAGUUGCUUGAUAUUGAAGAUGAUGAACAAGAAAUAACCAUGGUUUAUGAUUAGAUUUCCAUGGCUUUCUUUUGUGCUGCAAAAAAAAUAAAAAUUACAGGCGGCCAAAUGCGUACGUAAAUAUUCGUGCGCAACUCAAUUCCACCAUCACAAAGUCGCAACUAUAGUUGUUAUCAACUCACCCCCCUUUUAAUAUUUAUUCUACAACAAACAACAUAGCAAUCACAAAUUAUUAUUUAUUAACUGCUAAAACUGACAGGCGGAAUUUUAAUAGAAUUAUGGUAGAGGACAAUAUGCUGUCAGUAACCAAAGGAAUGAGCAGUGUAGUUUCACGAUACAACCAUAUGCUUUUGAAGCAGCCACUAGUGACUAAUAUGAUAUCCACAGGGUUUUUAUUGGGAACUGGAGAUGUCAUUGCUCAAGUUUUUUUCCCACAAGAUCCAGAUCAACCAUUUGAUUUUAAGAGAAAUUUGAGAGCAGUGAUUUAUGGAUCAAUCAUUUUUGCACCUAUUGGAGACAAGUGGUACAAAUUUCUCAACACGGCAAUCAAACUGCCUUGGAAGAGAAAGGUACUUUCUGAGAGAACAAUUUCCACAAUGAUGCGGGUUGCAGUCGAUCAAUUGGUUUUUGCUCCAUUUAUAGGUAUUCCGUUGUAUUAUUCAGCAAUGACUAUAAUGGAAAAUAAACAACCAUACCUUGAGAAUAUUGCUGCUAAAUUCCGUACUAGUUGGUGGGUUACUUUGAAAGGCAAUUGGUUAGUGUGGCCGAUUUUCCAAUGGUUUAACUUUUAUUUGAUUCCAGUCCAAUUUCGUUUGUUGGCUGUGAAUAUUAUCAGUAUUGGAUGGAAUACUUAUUUAAGUUAUAUCAUGCAUAGUAGGUGAUUGUUUAUUUAUAUAUUUAUUCAUUAAACAGUAUUAAACUAG
Messenger RNA from Spathaspora passalidarum NRRL Y-27907, 1650 nucleotides. RefSeq lists its product as uncharacterized. Lineage: Eukaryota; Fungi; Ascomycota; Pichiomycetes; Serinales; Debaryomycetaceae. The transcript has a single exon. Gene Ontology annotation, cellular component: membrane; mitochondrion; cytoplasm. The record is from RefSeq and is a predicted model, not a curated record. Bases 47 to 781 code for a protein of 244 amino acids.